Sphaeramia orbicularis (orbiculate cardinalfish) is the source of this 3070-nucleotide messenger RNA. RefSeq names its product MAPK associated protein 1 (gene mapkap1). Gene Ontology annotation, biological process: TORC2 signaling. Gene Ontology annotation, cellular component: plasma membrane; TORC2 complex; cytoplasm. Lineage: Eukaryota; Metazoa; Chordata; Actinopteri; Kurtiformes; Apogonidae. Gene Ontology annotation, molecular function: phosphatidylinositol-4,5-bisphosphate binding. The record is from RefSeq and is a predicted model, not a curated record. The transcript has 13 exons. The coding region runs from base 362 to 1990 and encodes 542 amino acids.
UACUGCUGCUGCUAGCUGAGCUCAGCAGGCAGCAGUUGUAUUGUGAUUUGGAAACAGUUAUGUUCAUGUUAUUCAUGGAGUGGGCUGUUGUCACCGCUGGAAGAAUCCUUGGAUAAAAUGGGGCAUUGCAGAUAUUCGUCUCUGUCAUCAUAUGGGACUUCUCAAGGUUCAGUUUCCAUCUCCGAUCUGAGAAGUUAAUUAAAAUAAGAAGAUGACUGCACUCCACUUGUCAUCACCUGCUGUUUUUACAGUGUCACAGAGAGACUGAAGGGGAGAAACGGACUGUCUGGCAGGCAAGAGUCUGAGACAGACAGAGAAAAUAUACAGAGUUUAAGCCAGGAGAAACCAAGAAGAAGAAGGAAUGGCUUUCUUGGACAAUCCAACCAUUAUUUUGGCCCACAUCAGACAGUCUCAUGUGACCAGUGAUGAUACAGGAAUGUGUGAGAUGGUACUAAUUGACCAAGAUGUGGAUCUGGAGAAAUGCCAGCUGGCUUUGGUUCCCGGCAGCAGCUGCGGGUCGACAGGGUCGGGCUCCCUCAUUGAGGGGGGCAGCAGCGUGACGGACAAUCAUGCCUGUGACCUCUCACAGUCCAUGGACAUCACCUCCAGCUGGGACUUUGGCAUCCGCCGGCGCUCCAACACAGGAGGUCAACAAGACAGCCGCAACAAACCCAGGGCUGCUGCCCAAAGACUUGAAAGACUAAGGAAAGAACGGCAGAACCAAAUCAAGUGUAAAAAUAUUCAGUGGAAAGAGAGGACGUCGUCCCAGUCAGCAGAGGAUCUGGGAUCUUUAUUUGAGAAACGGGACUUUAAGGACCGACCGAAGACCACUGGUACCAAAUCCACUCUGUCACUUCGGCUGGAGCAGUGUCCCCAGCAGCUCAACAACCCCUUCAACGAAUACUCCAAAUUUGACGGCAAGGGCCACAUCGGCACAACAGCCACAAAAAAGAUAGACGUCUACCUCUCCAUGCAGAUUGCUCAGGAGAAAGUUCACCCGAUGACGGUGGUGACCAUCGCCAAUGCCCGUGUUCAUGACCUCAUAGGACUCAUCUGCUGGCAGUACACCAGCGAAGGACGGGAACCCAAACUUAAUGAGAAUGUGAAUGCCUACUGCCUACACAUCGCGGAGGAUGAUGGCGAGGUGGACACAGACUUCCCUCCGCUGGACUCCAAUGAACCAAUCCACAAGUUUGGCUUCAGCACUCUGGCUUUGGUGGAGAAAUACUCGUCGCCGGGCCUCGCCUCCAGACAGUCUCUGUUUGUCCGAAUAAAUGCUGCUCAUGGUUUCUCUUUAAUCCCUGUGGACAGUCUGAAGGUAACCAUGAAAGAAAUCCUCCAGAAAGCACUGAAGAAGAGGAAAGGCUCCCAAAAAGGCUCAGGACCUCUGUAUCGUCUGGAAAAACAGACGGAGCCGAACGUCGCUGUUGAUCUGGACUCCACACUGGAGAACCAGAGCACACUGGAGUUUUGUCUGGUCAGAGAAAACAGCUCCAGGGGUGAGGAGAGCUCAGAGGAAGACCCUCCCAUUGAUAUCACCACAGUCCAAGACAUGCUGAGCAGCCACCACUACAAGUCCUUCAAGAUCAGUAUGAUCCACAAGCUGCGCUUCACCACAGACGUCCAGCUAGGCAUUUCAGGAGAGAAAGUGGAGAUUGACCCCGUCACCAAUCAGAAGGCCAGUACCAAGUUCUGGAUCAGGCAGAAACCCAUCUCUAUAGACUCAGACCACCUGUGUGCCUGCGACCUGGUAGAGGAAAGAAGCCCCAGUCAUGCAAUAUUUAAGCUCACAUAUCUGAGCAACCAUGACUACAAGCCUCUGUACUUUGAGUCCGAUGCUGCGACAGUCAAUGAAAUAGUGCUGAAGGUGAACUACAUCCUGGAGUCCAGGGCCAGCACCUCCAGGGCCGACUACUUUGCCCAGAAGCAGCGGAAACUGAGCCGCAGGACCAGCUUCAGUUUCCAGAAGGAUAAGAAGACGGGACAGUAGAUGAACUGUUACUGCUCAGCCACCGGUCGAUCUGUCUGUCUGUCUGCAGACUGAACAGACUGACGGACGAACACACAAGGCCUGACGGUGUCGUACGCAGACGACCUCAGGCAAAGUGGACACUGACGAAGGAAAAGGCAAGUCAGAAGAAAAGGCGACGGUGAAGAAUGGACCAGAAAUAUGUGCGUCUGUGCGUUAAUGUGGAGGUCAGAAACCAGAAAUGAGUCGUCAAGUAAAAAACAGUCACGUUCUUUGUCUGAAAGAGAUGAAAGAAAAGUGAAACUAUUGGUGGGUUGAUAAAGAUGAUGGUUGGUCACGUCCUAGUCAGUUUUUUUGUUCUUUCACUGCCUCUAAAAGCUCUGUCCUCUGUGGAUGGAUUUGUACAGCUUCAAGUUUGCUAUAUAAACCCAAGAACAAGAAUGAAAGCUACAUACUAAAUCUACGCGUCUGUCCUCGCUCUGUAACAGAUUGAAUUAAAAGUCAGAAAAAAAAGUUUUUAUGUACUGUACAGAAACACUUAGAUUCAGAAUGGAAACUAAUGAACGGUCACUUUCAGCUGUAAUGUGAGACAUUUUUCAACUGAUCAAUACCUUCUGCCUCGAAUCCAGUCUUUGAAAGUGAUCUAUUAAAAACAUUUCAGCGAUUUAGGUUUGGAAGGAUGUGAUUUUUAGGAUUUUAAAAACAAAUACAUUACGAUGUGAACAGGACAUGAACAGUUUCAGAGUCUGCUACAGCUAAGGGCGCCUUCACACCUGACUUAUUCAGACUUUUUGGGCAGAACCUCUUUGAGAAUCAUGGACUUGAUCAGAAAGCUGAACCUUGACCUGACAAAAAGAGGUGGUUUUGGUCCAUAUUUAACUCAACGAUGUAUCGUUUACAGCACGGACAGGAUUUUUGGAACAUUCAGACUUCCAGACUCAUUAGAGUGAGUUACAGCAGGACAAAAAAUAACUUCAAGAUUAGGAGACAAAGUUCUCAGUACAAAUAUAAGCACAAUCCACUCAGUGGAGACACACCUGAUGACAUUGAACUACGAAGUAAAUACGCUCUUUAUUCCUAUAGAGGUACAGUUAUAUAUAA